This is a messenger RNA of Aspergillus ochraceoroseus IBT 24754, 567 nucleotides long. Its product is annotated as snoRNA-binding rRNA-processing protein IMP3. Gene Ontology annotation, biological process: rRNA processing. The record is from RefSeq and is a predicted model, not a curated record. Gene Ontology annotation, molecular function: structural constituent of ribosome; snoRNA binding; rRNA binding. The transcript has 3 exons. Bases 1 to 567 code for a protein of 188 amino acids. NCBI's taxonomy places the organism in Eukaryota, Fungi, Ascomycota, Eurotiomycetes, Eurotiales, Aspergillaceae. Gene Ontology annotation, cellular component: small-subunit processome; small ribosomal subunit; Mpp10 complex.
AUGGUCCGUCAACUAAAAUACCACGAGAAAAAACUCCUCCGCAAAGUAAACCUAACAACCUACAAAUCCGACAACUCGCACCGCGAAUAUGCCGUGCGCCAACGAUACCACCUACAAGACCCCACAGACUACAAGAAAUACAGCACGCUGUGCGGAUCCCUGCGGCAGCUGGCGCACAAGCUAUCCGAACUAGACCCGGACAGCGACCCGGUGCGCCAGAAGCUCGAGGCCGACGUGCUCGAGAAGCUGUGGCGCAUGGGGAUCCUGAAGCAGUCCCGCGAGCAGGGGGCCGGGUUAUCGCGUGUCGAGCGCGAAGUCACGGUGUCGGCGUUUUGUCGGCGGAGGUUGGCCGUUGUGAUGGCGAGGUCUGGCAUGGUCGAGAAUAUUAAGACUGCCGUCACCUUUAUCGAACAAGGCCAUGUCCGCGUUGGCUCCGAGGUCGUUACGGAUCCCGCCUACUUGGUUACCCGGAACCUCGAGGAUUUCGUCACCUGGGUGGAUAGCAGCAAGAUCAAGCGCAGUAUUAUGCGGUAUCGGGAUAACUUGGAUGAUUUUGAUCUUAUGUGA